This is a messenger RNA of Dipodomys spectabilis (banner-tailed kangaroo rat), 953 nucleotides long. RefSeq names its product activation induced cytidine deaminase (gene Aicda). The coding region runs from base 78 to 674 and encodes 198 amino acids. The record is from RefSeq and is a predicted model, not a curated record. Gene Ontology annotation, biological process: cytidine to uridine editing; defense response to virus; negative regulation of single stranded viral RNA replication via double stranded DNA intermediate. Gene Ontology annotation, cellular component: nucleus; cytoplasm; P-body. Lineage: Eukaryota; Metazoa; Chordata; Mammalia; Rodentia; Heteromyidae. Gene Ontology annotation, molecular function: cytidine deaminase activity; RNA binding; zinc ion binding. The transcript is spliced from 5 exons.
GAGGGAUAUAGCUGGAGGCUGGCGGCCCCAGCUUCACUCCUGUCCGGGACUACAGCAGGGAGCGCGUGGCGCACACCAUGGACAGCCUCCUGAUGAAGCAGAGGAAGUUCAUCUACCACUUCAAGAACGUGCGCUGGGCGCGCGGCCGGCACGAGACCUACCUGUGCUACGUGGUCAAGCGGCGCGACAGCGCCACCUCCACCUCGCUCGACUUCGGCCACCUGCGCAACAAGAACGGCUGCCACGUGGAGCUGCUGUUCCUGCGCUUCGUGUCCGCCUGGGACCUGGACCCGGGGCGCCGCUACCGCGUGACGUGGUUCACCUCGUGGAGCCCGUGCUACGACUGCGCGCGGCACGUGGCCGACUUCCUGCGCGGGAACCCCAACCUGCGCCUGCGCAUCUUCACCGCGCGCCUCUACUUCUGCGAGGGCCGCAAGGCCGAGCCCGAGGGCCUGCGCCGCCUGCACCGCGCCGGCGCGCGCAUCGCCGUCAUGACCUUCAAAGAUUACUUCUACUGCUGGAACACCUUCGUGGAGAACCACGAGCGCAGGUUCAAGCCCUGGGACGGGCUGCACGAGAACUCGGUGCGUCUCUCCAGACAGCUGCGGCGCAUCCUCCUGCCUCUGUACGAGGUGGACGACUUGCGCGACGCCUUCCGCACUUUGGGGCUCUGACAGGAGCGGCGGGGACACCGCGGCCUGUCCCCUCCGAGAGCGGACGCAGCCACCGCCCUGCACGCCGGCUGCGCGCGCGGCUCCCCCCACGCCGACGGCCUUCCCGCGCGGAUGAAAACACGCCAUACACACAUCUGCGUGUGUGUAUCACAUACAUAGCUGAUACAUGUACAUGCACACGUAUGUGACUCUCAAAGAACCGCAACACCUGCAGAGAAACAGAGAAGGAGCUGGACACCCGUAGCGCACGCCUGUCAUCCCAGCUACCCAGGAGGCUGA